This is a messenger RNA of Passer montanus (Eurasian tree sparrow), 805 nucleotides long. It is a transcript of the gene TRMT112, whose product is annotated as tRNA methyltransferase subunit 11-2. NCBI's taxonomy places the organism in Eukaryota, Metazoa, Chordata, Aves, Passeriformes, Passeridae. Gene Ontology annotation, molecular function: protein heterodimerization activity. Bases 60 to 437 code for a protein of 125 amino acids. The transcript is spliced from 4 exons. The record is from RefSeq and is a predicted model, not a curated record. Gene Ontology annotation, biological process: rRNA (guanine-N7)-methylation; tRNA methylation; peptidyl-glutamine methylation.
CCGUUGCCGUGGUAACCGCCCCUUACCGGAAGUGACGCGGCGGAAGCGGAAGCGGCGCCAUGAAGCUGCUGACCCACAACCUGCUGAGCUCCCACGUGCCGGGGCUGCGGCCCGGGGGCGGAUUCCCGCUGCGCAUCGAGGCCGCCGAGGUUCGGGUGCGCCCGGUGCCGUUCAACGCCGCCUUCGUGUCCCGGUUGGUGCCGCGGCUGCGCUGGGACGCGCUCAGGGAGGCGGCCGAGAGCUUGGGGCACCCCUCGGAGCUGCCCCCCGAGCCCAGCCCCGGCUACGAGGCCGACGAGGAAUUCCUGCGCCGCCUCCACCAUGUCCUGCUCGAGGUGGAGGUGCUGGAGGGGUCCCUGCAGUGCCCGGACUCGGGGCGCCGCUUCCCCAUCUCCAGGGGGGUCCCAAAUCUGCUCCUGAGCGAGGACGAGGCCUGAGGGGGGGUCGGGACCCCCUCCCCAAAAUCCAAAAUCCCCCCAAAAUGCUGCUGAGCCCCUCCCCCCCCAGGAAGGAUCGGCGGCAGGGAGAGAAAAACCCCAAAAUCCCGCGGUUUUACCCCAAAAACGGGCCCCGAAUUUCAGCCGGGGCUCAAGCGCUGGGGGGCGUGGCCUGAGCUGUCUCAUUUGCAUAUGGGCGGGGCCAUCAUAACGCCCCUCCCCUAUGCAAAUUAGCCAUGUCCUUAUUUGCAUUUUGGGCGGGAAUUGCUUCGUUUGCAUGAUGGGCGGGAAAUUUCUCUUUUUUUGGUCAAAAAUUCCCUUUUUUUACCUCCAAAUUCCCUUUUUUUGUCCACAAAUUCCCUUUUUUU